This is a messenger RNA of Chondrus crispus (carragheen), 345 nucleotides long. RefSeq lists its product as hypothetical. NCBI's taxonomy places the organism in Eukaryota, Rhodophyta, Florideophyceae, Gigartinales, Gigartinaceae. Gene Ontology annotation, molecular function: protein binding. The transcript has a single exon. The coding region runs from base 1 to 345 and encodes 114 amino acids. The record is from RefSeq and is a predicted model, not a curated record.
AUGAGUGGGGACGGAAGAUGUGUGGUAUCUGGAUCGUGGGACGGGAGCGUGCGGGUGUGGGACGUGGAGAGAGGGAUCACACUUCAUACUGGGAGGGAAGAGGAUUGGGAAGAAAUCAGGAGUCGGUUCCUGAAGACGGCAGGCUUGGGUACUGCUUCCCGCGCAGGACGAAGAUCAGAAAUAUUUUCAAGGGACGGAGGAAUUGUGCAAAGGCGAGAGGAUGGGUCUGUGGCUGUCUUGGCCCAGUUGGAGAGUGGCGUAGCAGACUUGCAGAUAGACCACGAUCACGGGGUCGCAGUUGCAGGGGCGGGCAAUCUGGUUGCUAUCAUGAAGCUAGUGGUGUAA